GAGCCAAGUCGCCUCCAGAUGCCAAAAAGGGCAUUUGUCUAAACAAGACUCUGCGAUCCAAUGACUAACAAAAACCCAGAUAACAAAAACAAGGUUACUUGAUGAAUAUGCAUGGAUUAUUAUCCCUUUCUCUAACGCCACACAAUUUUCUCUCUACUUCUCGUCUCUCCUCGAGAUCCCUUCUUUACUUUCAAAAGCCUGCAAAUUUAUCGUUACCCAAAUGUGGAUACAGCGUCUGUCAUGGUUCUGCCCUGCUUUCCUUCGCUCCGCAAGAGCUCGCACCCUUUUAUGGAAUCCACGGAAGGAAGAGAAGAAGAAGAAGAAGUUAUAGUAACCUUGUGAGAGCGAGUCGCGGAGAGCCUCCAUAUGAGGUUCUCGGUAUUUCUCCCUCUGCUUCACCGUCCGAAAUCAAAAGGGCUUAUCGGAAACUGGCCUUAAAGUAUCACCCAGAUGUUAAUAAAGAGGCAAAUGCGCAGGAAAAAUUUAUGAGGAUUAAACACGCAUAUAAUACAUUGAUGAAGUCCGAAUCACGGAGAAAAUAUGCAUCUGGAAAUCAAACUUCGGAUUUUUCCUACUCUCAAAGAAGCCGAAGCACUAGUACUGCUGAGGAGGAAGAGUUCUACGGAUUUGGUAACUUUUUAAGGGAUGUUCAAAUAACGAUAGAGGACUUCUUUAGAGAUCUUCAAGAAGAGUUCCAAAAUUGGGAAGCAACAGCUUCUUCAAAUGGGAAGCCGAAGAGCCUAUGGGAGGAGCUAGCGGAGAUUGGCGAAGAUUUCGUAGAGUUUCUAGAGAAAGAGCUGAACAUAAAUGAUCAGGAGGGUGAAGCAAAUGAUGAGAACAGAAAUCCCUUCGAUGAUUUUUCUGCAGCAGAAAAAACAGGGAGUGGGAUUAAGAAUGAAGCGGGAAAAGAGAGCAGUAUCGAAGAAAAUAUUGAUGAGAUAGAGGCUGCUCUUUCGCAAUUGAAAAAGGAAUUAGGUUUGCAGUAGAGAAAUGCAACUUUGAACUCAAUCUGUGUUGUAAGAUACCCAAGGGUGCAGUGCCUCCUCAACCUAUACAUGCACAACAAUUUCUGCUGACAACUUCGGCUGAGAAAGCCAUUCUUUGAAGAACUUCAGUGGUGAAAGAAUUGCUGGUUUCUGAAGUUGUGUUAAACUAGCUGGUAGAAAUGCUGUUGUUAUAUUUGUUGUAACUGCAUAGAAGCAGUCCACAGGUUGUACAAAUGAUAAUUAUCAUCUUUGAACUGAUAAAAUUAUUUGUUCAGAUGAUCUUAACAAGUUGUCCAGAGUUGGAAUUGGUGAAA
Molecule: messenger RNA, 1300 nt
Organism: Carica papaya (papaya)
Lineage: Eukaryota; Viridiplantae; Streptophyta; Magnoliopsida; Brassicales; Caricaceae
Product: Chaperone DnaJ-domain superfamily protein
Biological process (GO): protein refolding
Cellular component (GO): cytoplasm
Source: RefSeq, a predicted model, not a curated record